CCGGGGCUUCCCGCUGAGACGCAGUCGCCGGCGGAGUGCGAGCGCCGGCGGCUCGGCGCGCCCCGGCCGGGCAGCGCGGGCCCCGGAGGGGGGCUCCAGGCGCCAAGGAUUAACGAGGGUGGAGAAUGACCCACAGAAGUCUGUGAAGAGUCUACAGUACAGACAUUCGUAUUUGGGGAGUUUUUAAUGCGUACCAGUCAUAAACUUUACAUUUUCCUCAACCUAAUCUUUGAAUGGAGAGCUGCCUGCUUAGGAUGUCCCCUGUUCAAGGAAUUCCUCAGAUCAAAACUAAUUGCAGAGUUUCCGGUUGACCAGCAUUCAUAGGACCAAGUAACAAUGGCAGAAAGUAGUAUCUUGAAGCUGGGCAGCGGUGGCGCACACCUUUAACCCCAGCACUCGGGAGGCAGAGCCAGGCGGAUCUCUGUGAGUUCAAGGCCAGCCUGGGCUACCAAGAUGAAAACAAACUCCGAGAUGGUGUGUCUAAGAAACUUCAAAAGGUGUAGACCUCCUGAUUGAAGCGUGGUGGCUUUGAUUCAUUUCUUCAUGAUAUUUCUGUUCUCUACAAGGGAGUCAUGAUUACACUAACAGAGUUAAAAUACUUAGCAGACGCCCAGUCGUCCUAUCAAAUCCUGAAGCCGUGGUGGGACGUCUUCUGGUACUACAUCACCCUCAUCAUGCUGUUGGUGGCUGUGCUGGCCGGAGCUCUGCAGCUUACCCAGAGCAGGGUUCUGUGCUGUCUUCCAUGCAAGGUGGAGUUUGGCAAUCACUGUGCUGUGCCUUGGGACCUUCUGAAAGCCGGCGAGAACAUGUCCUCGAACUCGGGCCUGCUACUUCCGCCGCCGCUCCGGAUCCAGAAUGACCUCCAUCGGCAGCAGUACUCCUACAUCGACGCUGUCUGUUACGAGAAACAGCUCCACUGGUUUGCCAAGUUUUUCCCCUACUUGGUGCUUCUGCACACACUCAUCUUUGCAGCCUGCAGCAACUUCUGGCUUCACUACCCCAGCACCAGCUCCAGGCUGGAGCACUUCGUGGCCAUCCUUCACAAGUGCUUCGAUUCUCCGUGGACCACACGUGCCCUGUCAGAAACAGUGGCCGAACAGUCAGUGAGGCCCCUGAAACGCUGCAAACCCAAAACCUUGCUCGUAAACCCCGGGGGUCCUGCCGACAAUGAUGCCAGCAAGCAGUCGUCGCCCUACCCACAGCCAGGCUUGGAGUCACCCGGCAUAGAAAGUCCCAGUUCUAGUGUCCUGGACAAGAAGGAAGGUGAACAGGCCAAAGCCAUCUUUGAAAAAGUGAAAAGGUUCCGCCUGCAUGUGGAACAAAGGGACAUCAUUUAUCGGGUAUACCUGAAGCAGAUAAUUGUCAAAGUCAUCCUGUUUGUCCUCAUUGUGUCAUAUGUCCCAUAUUUUUUGAGCUGCAUCACUCUUGAAAUUGACUGUUUGAUUGAUGUGCAGGCAUUCACAGGCUAUAAGCGCUACCAGUGUGUCUACUCCUUGGCAGAAAUCUUUAAGGUCCUGGCUUCAUUUUAUGUCAUUUUGGUGAUACUUUAUGGCCUCACCUCCUCCUAUAGCUUGUGGUGGAUGUUGAGGAGUUCCUUGAAGCAAUACUCCUUUGAGGCACUCAGAGAGAAAAGCAACUACAGUGAUAUCCCUGACGUCAGGAAUGACUUUGCCUUCAUCCUCCACCUGGCCGACCAGUACGAUCCCCUGUACUCCAAACGCUUCUCCAUCUUUCUGUCAGAGGUCAGUGAGAACAAACUGAAGCAGAUCAACCUCAACAACGAGUGGACGGUGGAGAAACUGAAAAGCAAGCUUGUGAAAAAUUCCCAGGACAAGGUCGAGCUGCAUCUCUUCAUGCUCAGCGGUCUUCCGGAUAACGUCUUUGAGUUAACGGAGAUGGAAGUGCUGAGCCUGGAGCUCAUCCCUGAGGUCAAGCUGCCGGCCGCUGUCUCUCAACUUGUUAACCUCAGGGAGCUUCACGUAUACCAUUCAUCUCUGGUAGUCGACCAUCCUGCCCUGACCUUCCUAGAGGAGAACUUAAAAAUCCUCCGCCUGAAAUUUACUGAAAUGGGAAAGAUCCCACGCUGGGUGUUCCACCUGAAGAACCUCAAGGAACUGUACCUGUCAGGCUGUGUUCUCCCCGAGCAGCUGAGCACCAUGCAGCUGGAGGGCUUUCAGGACUUGAAGAACCUGAGGACCCUCUACUUGAGGAGCAGCCUGUCCCGGAUCCCCCAGGUGGUGACGGACCUGCUGCCCUCCUUACAGAAGCUGUCCCUUGACAACGAGGGUAGCAAACUGGUUGUGCUGAACAACUUGAAAAAGAUGAUCAACCUGAAAAGCCUGGAGCUCCUCAGCUGUGACCUGGAGCGCAUUCCCCACUCCAUUUUCAGUCUGAACAACCUUCAGGAGCUGGACCUCAAGGAGAAUAACCUGAAGACCGUGGAGGAGAUCAUCAGCUUCCAGCACCUUCCGCGCCUUUCCUGCCUGAAGCUCUGGCACAACAACAUCGCGUACAUCCCCGCCCAGAUCGGAGCGCUGUCCAACCUCGAACAGCUCUUCCUGGGUCACAAUAACAUCGAGAGCCUGCCCUUACAGCUCUUUCUAUGCACCAAACUACACUACUUGGAUCUGAGCUAUAACCAUCUGACCUUCAUUCCAGAGGAAAUCCAGUACCUGACCAACCUGCAGUCCUUCGAUGUGACCAACAACAACAUUGAGAUGCUACCAGACGGGCUCUUCCAAUGCAAGAAGCUGCAGUGUCUGCUCCUGGGGAAGAACAGCCUGACAGAGCUGUCCCCGCUGGUGGGUGAGCUGUCAAACCUCACCUACCUGGAGCUGGCUGGGAAUUACCUGGAGACACUGCCCCCCGAGCUGGAAGGCUGUCAGUCCCUGAAGCGGAGCUGCCUGAUUGUGGAGGACAGCCUGCUCAACACUCUCCCGCCUCCCGUCACAGAGCGCUUGCAGACGUGCUUAGACAAGUGUUGACCUGAGGAUCAGACUCAGAGCAGUUGUAGAGUGAGGCCCCGGGGCUGAAAGGAGCAUGAACUUUCCUGAGUUAUGGAGAUGAAAAAUGGCUGGUGGUUAUGACACACCCUAGCCAAAAACCUUCCCAAAUAACCCAGUGUGAAAGCAAGCAAGAGGAAGAUGUCAGCGUUGCCAUUUUGUGAAUAAAUAACUGAUCUUUAAAUUAUUGAGAUGUUGUAAAAAUAAUAAAUAAAAGUAAUACAUUGA
Messenger RNA from Peromyscus eremicus (cactus mouse), 3230 nucleotides. RefSeq names its product leucine rich repeat containing 8 VRAC subunit B (gene Lrrc8b). The transcript has 7 exons. Gene Ontology annotation, molecular function: protein binding. NCBI's taxonomy places the organism in Eukaryota, Metazoa, Chordata, Mammalia, Rodentia, Cricetidae. The record is from RefSeq and is a predicted model, not a curated record. Bases 573 to 2984 code for a protein of 803 amino acids.